Molecule: messenger RNA, 1876 nt
Organism: Nezara viridula (southern green stink bug)
Lineage: Eukaryota; Metazoa; Arthropoda; Insecta; Hemiptera; Pentatomidae
Source: the annotation of a GenBank genome assembly
AUAUAACUAUUAUUCAAUUUUCAUAAGAGUAAAAAAAACAAAAAGUAUGAAUUUAAAAAGUACAGCACAGAAAAAAUGACAAUUAAGAUAUAACACAAAUUUUUAUUAUAACUAUGCACUAUUUUUCAGCCAUGUUUACUAUAGCCAUCUUGAGCUUCAUAAUAUUGUGGAUGUUCUACAAAUAUUGGGUUUCCAAUUAUAAAUAUUGGGAAGACAAAGGGAUACCAUCAAUACCUGGAAGAUUUCCUUUUGGUAGUGAAGCCAACCUUACGCUACUCAGGAAGUUCCAAGGAGAUAUGUUUCUAGAGAUGUUUAGAAAAUUUCCUUCUUCCCCUUACUUUGGUCUGUAUUUUAUGAGAAAGCCAACUCUUGUAAUAAAAGAUCCUGAAUACGUCCAAGUGGUGUUGGUGAAAGAGUUUUCCUCCUUCAGGGAUAGGCUAUUGCUUAAGAUACCCGAAUCUGAUGUCCUUUCCCAACAUCUCUUAAAUUUGGAAGGUGAUAAAUGGAAAGCUCUCAGAAGCAAACUGAGUCCAACGUUUACAAGUGGAAGAAUGAAGGCCAUGUUUCCAUUGUUUCUUAAAUCCUCUGAGGCAUUUGAUUCCUUGCUUGAGUCGCACGUCAAUUCUGUUAUCGAUGUGAAAGAUUUGGCUUCGAGAUACACAACAGAUAUACUAUGUAGUUGCGCUUUCGGCUUGGACACGAAUGUCAUGGAGGACAAAGAUAGCGAAUUAAUUCAACUAGGAAAAAAUAUAUUUAGUGUAAAUCUUAGGCUAGUUUUGGCAUUUAUUAUUACAACUACGUUUCCGAAGCUUUCAGAAAUUUUUCAGUUCAGAUGUACCCCAGAAAAAAAAGAAAGUCAACUGUUUGUUUACAACCUCGUAAAGGAAACAGUCAAACAGCGAGAAGAGAACAAUAUCAAAAGAAAAGACUUUCUUGAUCUUUUGAUGCAGCUUAAAAAUAAAGGAUCUUUGGAUGGUGAAGAAGAAGAAACUGAAGCAAAUGUUUCACAUUUUGUUAUGGACAUGGAAAGGCUGGCAGCACAAUGUUUUGUUUUCUUCGUGGCUGGUUACGAAACCGCCAGCACUGUUCAGUCCUUUUGCCUCUAUGAGCUGGCCUUGAACCCUGCAAUGCAAGAAAGAGUCCAAACCGAGAUAGACCGGAUGGAACAACUGCAUGCUGGUGUUACCUACGAUGCUGUGAAGGAGAUGACCUAUCUGGAUAUGGUAGUCUCAGAAACCAUGAGAAAAUAUCCAACAGUUGUAAACAUGUCGAGGAUGUGCACAAAAACAGUUACUAUGCCUAAUGGAGACACGAUUGAAAAGGGGCAAUUCAUUUUUAUACCAAUUUGGGCAUUACAUCGCAGUCCUGAAAACUUUCCAGAUCCAGACAAAUUUGAUCCUGAAAGAUUUUCAGAAGAAAAUAAACACAACAUCAAUCCAUAUGCAUACAUACCGUUCGGUGAAGGACCAAGAUUUUGCAUAGGAAAGAGGUUUGGUCUUCUUCAGACGAAAAUGGGACUCAUCUCUAUUUUAAGGAAGUACAGUGUUGAACCUUGUGAAGUCACCCAGAUUCCAUUAAAAAUGAGUGGUGAAGUUCCAUUGACGAAAACAGUAGAACCAAUUCAAUUAAAACUCGUUAAAAGGAAGCUAUCUUGAAAAAAAUUAAAGCUACAACAUAUAUAUAUAUAAAAAAAAAAGACCAAUUAUAACUUGUUUUGACAAGGACUUUACUAAUAAUUCUCCUACAUCAUUAUUUAUACAUUACAAUUUUUUGAUAUGAAAGGUUUUAAGAAAAGAAUGAUUACCAUCAGUAUUAAUAUAUGGCAUUAUUAUGUAUAUUCCAGUCUUCUAAAUAAAUAAAAAAAUCAGAAUGUAAA